CACAGCACAGUACCCGAUCGAGCGUGCCUGGGGAAUAGAAUUAGUACAAAUUAAAAUGUUUUCCGCCUUAUCAACGUUCCUCACUUUUGUGGGCUUCUACGCUCUGACUUGUUAUCUGUACGAGCAGCUGCGAACGCCCUACAGACUGAUUAGAGCUCGAUGGCUCACCGAUGAGAAGGAGCGGCCUUCGCUCAAAGAAAGGUUUGGAGAAUGGGCCGCCAUCACGGGCAGCAGCGAUGGCAUUGGCAAGGAGUACGCCAAGGAGCUGGCCCGACAGGGAAUCAAUGUGGUUCUGAUUGCCAGGAAUCAGGAGAAACUUCAGGCAGUUGUGAGGGAAAUUGAAAGCGAGUCCAAGGUGCAGACCAAAAUUGUGAUUGCAGACUUUACCAAGGGAGCGGAGGUCUAUCAGCAUAUAGAAAAGGAGUUGGCGAGUUUACCCAUUGCCAUUCUGGUCAACAAUGUGGGAAUUGGUCAUCCUGCACCCAUCCACAAGUGGACACAGGAGUCCACCCAGAACAUCAUCGAGACCAACAUAAUGGCCGUGUCCCAGCUGUCGCGCCACUUCUUCCAGCGCAUGAAGGCGGAAAAGAUUAAGGGAGCCAUCGUGAAUGUCAGCUCGGGCACAGAGCACCAGCCGCUACCCUAUGGCGCCUACUAUGCCGCAUCCAAGGCGUACAAUCGCAGCUUCACGCUGGCGCUGCAGUGCGAGGCUGCCCCCUACGGCAUCCAUGUCCAGCUGCUGUCCCCUGACUUUGUUGUGACCAAAAUCAACUCGUAUUCGCGGGCCAUCAUGAAGGGAGGCCUCUUCAUACCCCCGGCAGAUGUCUAUGCCCGCAGCGCCGUCAACCAGUUGCGGGAUGGAGUGGAUGAGACUCCUGGCUACCUUUGGCAUCAUGUGCAGACUUCGGUGAUGCUGGCCGUUACCUGGCGAGUUCGUCGUUUCUUUGCUCUCAAGAUGUUUAGAAGCCUGAAGUAGAAAAACCAAAUAGCAACCUGCCACACAAGUUGUUUACAGACAUAAUGUAUCUUUUUUUGAUAUUACAAAUGAGUAUUUGGA
Drosophila subobscura is the source of this 1057-nucleotide messenger RNA. Its product is annotated as hydroxysteroid dehydrogenase-like protein 1. NCBI's taxonomy places the organism in Eukaryota, Metazoa, Arthropoda, Insecta, Diptera, Drosophilidae. The record is from RefSeq and is a predicted model, not a curated record. The coding region runs from base 56 to 976 and encodes 306 amino acids. Gene Ontology annotation, molecular function: oxidoreductase activity. Gene Ontology annotation, cellular component: endoplasmic reticulum. The transcript has 3 exons.